AUGGAAAGGAGCGAAAAUUCAAUUAAAAACCAUUGGAACUCCUCAGUGAAGAAGAAGUUAGAACUCCGUUCGUCUCAUACUUCUGAUAUGGGCACUCAAAAUAUAAAAUCAGAAAGCAGAAAGCGUGAGGUGGUAAAGCAAGGUCUUGAUCAGAAAGCUAACAUGGAAAGAAAUGUGGAAACCUGUUCACUGGACCUGAAUCUGGUUCUCGGAACUGCAAAUAGAAGGGAAAGCCAAAUGCAAUCCUCUGACAAAGGAAAUUGUGGGUGGCUUACAAAAGGGGCAGCUGCAAACAAAAUGAUGAAAACACCACCUAGAACCGUAUUUUACGACAGAGCUGCAGCUGCAUGUGGUCUAAAUAUUGAACAAUGCCAAGAAACUUCUCAUAACUGUGGCAGACUGAUGGACUCUCAUAAUGUGACUGCUAAUAAUCAUUACAACAACAUUUGCAAUGCUGCUCCUGAUUAUCUGGGUUUCCCAUUUUCACAUACGCGGAACCAUAAACCCAGUGAUCCUAUCUAUUUGUUGCCUUCCAGACCACUUCCUAGACCACCACAAGCCUCUUUAAAUGCUGGCUUAGGUGUUCCUGGUUGUAAGAGAACAGCUGGUUAUUUUAUCAACAAACCAGUUCUCCCAGUUACUGCUCAGGGAUUGUAUGAAUCCUCUAGUAGACCACAAGCUUAUGAGAAAAAGAAGGAUGGUGGAGCUCCUGUGAAUUCAAAGAAUUCAAGCCAUGGUCGCUUGUGCUACAGGCCAUUCCAACUCGAGGAUGUGGAAUUUUAUUUGGAAAACGGUGAAUUCCCAAGUACAGAUAGUUACAUCCAGACAGAAUGUAGUUCAGUUUCCUUUUGCACUCCAACAAGUCACGAUACAAGAAUUUUUGUUGAUUGUAACAGUCCAGAUUCCACAUUGAGAAGUGCAGCGAGGACGUUUGAGAAAUCUCCAUCUAUCAUAAGAAAACGACGGCAUUCAGUUUCCAGAAAAAGUGUCAAUGCAGCAAAUCAUGGUGACAGUGUUUGCUCAAAAGAAAUUAGCAAUAACUCCAGAAACAUCCCCCACUUGCUAGGUCUAAGUCCAUGUGGUAAAACUAAUUCCAGUAGCAUGGUUCAUUCUCCUCCAAGGUCUCAGAAGUUUGGGGAUUCUGCUGUCAUGAAGUCUGUAGAAAAACGCUUGGAACAUGCAUUUGAUGUUGAAUGGGAUUCGGCCAGCGCCGUAUCUAGGACCUUAUCUCCAUGA
Prunus armeniaca (apricot) is the source of this 1236-nucleotide messenger RNA. The record is from the annotation of a GenBank genome assembly. NCBI's taxonomy places the organism in Eukaryota, Viridiplantae, Streptophyta, Magnoliopsida, Rosales, Rosaceae.